AUGUCUUGUACUGUGCUUGAGCAUAAACCACACAACGUCGUUUCUCUGGAGAAAAGCACCUUGGAUGCCAAAGACGAAGUUGAGAACCUUUUGAAAAAAGUUAACGAAAGAGUGGAAACAAUCUCUGCAGAAAUCGAUGUAGCUGUAGCACAAAGCCAAGAUAUAACUGCCAGAGAAGAGGCGUGCAAGUCCCAGAUUGAAGCGUUUUUCACACAACUGCAAGAGAAGAUUGAUGCCGAAAAGCAAAAGAUGUUAGCAAAGACUGCAUCGGCUGCAGAAUACCGAAAUAAUCAAGUCGAAGCGCCGAAGAAGGUGCUGGACCUCGCGCUGUCCAUGUGCCAAAAUGGUGUGAAUUUUGCAAAGCAUAGCCUUGAAAACGGAAACGACGUUCAACUUUUGAACAUAAAGCCAACCAUCACACAGUAUCUGGUUAACUUAAAAAACAUGGGAGAUGAAGUCAUCCCCAAAGUAGAACACCCGAUUCAAUUUUUGAAAAGCGAAUCUUCAAUUGAGUUAUGUGUACGGUUAAUCAGAGACAUAUGUUCUGUCGAAGAGGUAGCUGUCUGCCCUGAAAAGUGCGAAGCGAAGUUUCUAGAUCCCACGGUUAAAGUCGGCAAGAGAUCGGUGAUUGUUGUAACAUGCAAGGACAAGGACGGUUGGAUUAUAACCUCGGGUUGUGAGAAAGAUCUAAUUCAGCCGACUUUCACUGGUGUACAGGUAGAAGAUAUUGAAAUAUCGGAGAACCGAAAUGGCACCCAUGAGAUUUCAUUUUUGGUAAAUGAGCUAGGGACGCUCCAGUUUGAAGCAAAGAUCAAAGGCGUUGCGGCUCCAAGUUGUUCUCUUGAAGCGGAAGUGAAAUGGGAGCUAAGUGCUGUUCAUGGCAGUGGGUAUUUACGCAUGAACGGACAGAUGGUUAUGAUCAACUGCUUGUCAGGAGAGGGUGAUGUGGGGAAAUAUUGUUUCAGGUUGGGGGAUACACCUAUGACGUCAGGUAUUAUGAAAUAUUUGAAGGAUUGUUUAUACAUUCGAUCUUUUGAAAGGCUGAGGGGGGAGGGGGGAGUUGUCCCAACUGCAAGAAUUUGCCAUCUUGGGGCCGACUAGAAAGAUAGUUAAAGUUUAUUAAAGUUAGUGCGAAAAUUAGCCAAUCAAAAUCGCGUAUUUUAGCUACUAUUUCACUAGGAACUCUCGAUUUCAGGGGCGCAUCACUGGAAAGUCGAAGUCAGUUAUGCAUUAGAAGGCGCAGAAGAAUGUUUCCACGAUACAGAGGGUCCAACAUUUGGAGUUGGUGUCGUCGAAGCUGGCGAUGAUUAUUCUGAAGCCAGUAUCGUGCAUGAAGUUACGAAGAACUGGAUUUACUCUGGACAGGCGGAAAAAAUUACCAAUGUCGUUUUGAAUCUUGAUAUGGGGAAACAAUCUUUGGAAAUAUUGCCUGGUAGAAAAGGUUUGGUUGCUACGUCGAAGUUUAGUUUCCUACGGAAAGUGUUUCAUGUGAAUGCUGAUGUGGUGUUUCCAUUUUUCGCCGUGAAUUGCCCGCACUGCAGUCUUGUUGUACAUUUCGGAAAAUGA
Messenger RNA from Paramuricea clavata, 1566 nucleotides. The record is from the annotation of a GenBank genome assembly. Lineage: Eukaryota; Metazoa; Cnidaria; Anthozoa; Malacalcyonacea; Plexauridae.